CGCAUAUUUUAUUCUGAAAGGUUCAGUAAACAUGGCGGAAGACACUCGGGUAUGGAAAGCAAUUUUAUCCCAUAAAUGUAUGGUCUUUAGAACUUAAAGCGUUAUACUUUGUUGUUAUCUUUCCAGGUUAUUUGCUGCAACCUUUGCAUUGCACUGCCUUUGUUUUUCCUCGUGUAUUACAUGGUGGCUUCUUUGCUAAGUGGAGCCUUCAAGUAAGCUUAAGCUUAAGUUUUAAGUGUCAGAUGAGAUGAUUCGGGACGUUCCAUUCUUAAUCCAAUCCCUCCUAUGGAUGAACGGACUACCAGUCGAGUAUGGAAAAAAUGACUGAUUCCUACUAGUCAGUCAUGGAAAAAUAACCGAUUUCUACAAGUCGAGCAUGGGCAAAAAAAACCGAUUCCUACAAUUGACGGAAUACUACACUAAAAGUCUCGUAAGGACAAAUAACCGAGUCCUACCGGCCGCGUAAAUAAUGGUGCAGAUUCCUACUGGUCACAGAAACGGAUAUGCAAACUGUUAAUCUCUAUAGUAUAUUCCUACAGGCAAGGUGAUAAGAUAUAGUGAAGAUUCCUAUCGGUCUGGGAAAGAAACAUCUGCACUGAAAUACCUCAUGCAUUGGGGGAAGGUGAGAGGGGGGGGGGGGGGUGUAGAUUAAAAACGGAACGUGCCCUCGGUCGAUGUUUAUCAAGAUAGGUUAAGUAUUUUUUUCUUCUUUAAUGUUAAUCAUUAUCUAGAACUUAUUAGCCUGCAUCACAGACGAAACUAAACUCGAGUUAAGUUACUCUGUCUUCAAAACAGUGCUGAGGAUUUGAGUACGUGCCAUGAUUGGCCUGCCAGUCAAGAUGAAAGGAAAUUUGAAAUGCGCUUCCAGUAAUUUUUGGAGUCUGUUGGGCACUCAGAACAAGGAUAUCGGUGCUGCUUUGCAGACGACACUAACUGAGGUAAAAUUACGUCUACAACACAGGCUAGACGUUAUUAGACAGUUUUGGCUUUUUGUCAAAAUUCUUUGUCAAUUCCACUGUUAAUCCUUUACCCCUCAUUGUCCUCCUGCUGGUAUAUGACCGCCUCUUAGGUUACCCCCUCUAAAAUUACUAGAAAUGAACUAAUGACUUGAACCAUAAACAAAGAAUAUUAUUUUUAAUAGACUCACCUUUGAAUUUACAACUUAUGGUGGCCCACAACUGUCACGGCAAAACCAAAAACCUCUCAGCAAAAACCAAAAUAUCACGGCAAAACCAAAAACCUCACAGCAAAAACAAAAUACCUCAUGGCAAAACCAAAAACCUCACGGCAAAAACAAAAUACCUCACAGCAAAAACAAAAACAUCACGGCAAAACCAAAUACUUCACAGCAAAAGCAAAAUAGCUUUGGUUUUGCCAUGAGUGUUUGCUUUUGCUGUGAGGUAUUUGGUUUUUGCUCUGAAGUAUUUGUUUUUGCCGUGAGGUCUUUGUUUUUGCCGUAAGGUUUUUGGUUUUGCCGUGAGGUUUUUGUUUUUGCCGUGCAGUUUUUGGUUUUGCCGUGACAGUUGUGGGCCACCGUAACAACUAGAUGUGGUAUAUGCUUUACUUUUUGUCAUUUUUUUUUUCUAAACAGAAUAAAUGACUUUGAUGGCAAGACUCCUUUUGAUUUCCAAAAUUGUUGCAGUGUAACAGAUAAUAAGCAUUUAGGUAAGCUAAGUGGUUACAUCUGACUGCUAUAGGGAUAUAGAAUGGUAAAUUUGAGACUUUGCGAGACUGCCAGACCCCGUUUUAAAAUUCAAGACCGAAACUAAAGCGUUUUUAUCAAAUUCCGAACCUGAGCCUCUGAGCACCGAAAAUUUUUAGGGUAAUGGUACAAAUAAAGGGAAAUAGGAUAACUGAAAAUGCCAGUAGAAGCCAGCGGAAGCCCACCAAUAUACUGCUUCUUUAACUGUCUUAAUCUACUAGCCCAGUUUGAUUAGGUGUACCUAUGAACUCUGAAAAGUUAGACUCCUGAAGACCAAGCAGAAAGAAAAAAACAUCAAUUCCAAGACUCUAAGACCCAUCUGUAAACAAGUUUGAGACUCUGAGAUGCAAUAUUAUUAUCAUCCCAAAGUGAGACUUUGAGACCCAUCAAAAACAUGUAGACUGUGAUUUCGAGAUCAGGCCAAAAGUUUCUGAGACCCAUGUUUUUCGAGGUACCAUUCUAUACCCCUUGCUAUGUACAGUUACAAUUUGAAUCAUGAUUGGUCUAGCUGUUGAUAAUAUGAUUUCACUUUAACCUUUUCUGUGUAUUUCUUUCUUUCUAGUAACACUUUUAUCCCUUUUGUUGACAUACAUCAUCACCACUGUGGUCUACAUAAUAUUUUUAAGAAAAAAGCUAUGGGAUUAUGCUAUAACAGUAGGCCUUUUUCAUCUUGCUGUGUCUUGCGCUGGUAGGAAUUUCUAUCAAUAUUGUACAUAUCAUUGUGGAUUUUAGUUAUUUUAAGAGUUGACUUAAACAAUGUUCUUACUAGAAACUAUAUCCUCUGACAUCUUUCACCAUUUGAUUGUUAUAAUUGAACAAAAGAUUAUGACUUGUUGUGCAAAUGUCUGUAUGAAGCAGUUUACUACAGGUAUUUUUGCAACAUUCCUUCCAUCAGUCCUUUUAGCUUUUAAUUGUAGUGCAUUGAAGACAAUCAAUUCAAAUAAUCACAUGUCUUUGGAAAAAUGUUUGACAGAUGUGAUUAAGUGAUUAUAUUGUUGUUCUCUGUGCACUAAUUUGAACCAACUAAACUGACUGAUAAAUGACUGUAUAUCACAAAAGCACUUUUAAUGUCCCAACAUAGCUGCCAUACAGAUACUUUAUUCACAAAAUUUGAGCUCAGACUUUUUAUGGGGAAAACAUUGUGGGGUAGUAUGAUGCAAUAGCACACAUGUUUACAGGCUGAAACUUGCAAGCAAUUUAUUAUUAUGGCUGUGGCAAAUUCUUUUGAGAACAAUGCAGAAUGUAGUAUGUUCUCUAAAUGUAUCUUGUCACUCUGGAUGAAAAGUUAAGUUUCACAAAAUACAUGGGUGACAAUAAUUACAGUCAAACUGGCAAAACCGUGAACACCAGAAAUAUUUCUGGAAUGUUAAUUGCAUUGCAAGAAAAAAGCCAAUCAGGUGUGAGAAAACUGAACUGCAAGCAAGAACCUUAACUAGUUUGUGGGUUUGUGGCUAGUUCGCAUGUCCUGAUCUUUGCUGUGACUGGUCAUAACACAAUGAACAUUCCUGACAUAUUUCAAGUGUUCACAGUUUUCCCGAUCGCACUGUAAUAUGUUUGACACCUGUUUAUAACGAAAAAAAUGAAAUUUCAGCUUUGUCUCACAAAAGUCAAAAUGUGAAUGCACAAUAACCUGAGACAACAGCAGCCAACAUUUUGUGCUGUGCCACUGGUUUCCCUGUGAAAUGAAAUCUGAAAAACAAGUUCAGAAAUUCGAUACUGAUGAGGUGCCUCUAUCCAGGUCUGGGUAGUGCUCCUGUUAUUUUUUUCCUGUAAAAAGGACCACAAUGGCUAACACGUGAUUCAUUUUAUGGCUGUGAAAAAGUUGAGAAAACGUUCUGGUUUUGUGAUUUAUUCAUUUUAAGACUGGCAGCAGUGAAAGGGAUACAAAGUUCUUAAUGGGUACUGGCCAUUAAUUUGUUAAUAGAGUUGUCAAAAAUGGUAUAUAAAAGGGUAAGGGGUUGGACAUCAUCGGAGCAGAGCCUCCCCAUAUAAAACUUUUUUGAGUACCCUUCCCCCCACCUCCCCCGAAUCAGAAGCACUUCCCAGAUCUGGGUAGUGAUGCAUCAUCCUUAUGGAAUUUCUGCGCUAGUUUCUUAGACAUCCUAUGGCAAGGAAACCACUGGUGGCGUCGUGAAAUGUCAGCUGUUUUCUCAGGCUAUAUAUGCAGAUGAGAUGCAACAACGUUACAAAGAAUAUUACCCAAUUUGGAAAGGGUCCAAGGAAGAUAAGAAGAUUUAUGAUUCUCAGUCAAAAUUAAUGAAGCAAUCAGUCUAUAAGGGGGUGAUUUAAAAGUAAAUACCUGAUCGAGCUCUAGCACUGACAACCCUAAUUUAUACUGAAAUUAAUAAAUCUUUAUGUUUUAUUUAUUUCAGUUAUGCAAGCAUUUCCCACCAACUGGGAGUGGUGGAUUGCAUUUUGUAAGUCCUCUUGUAUACUGGGACACAGAAAUGAGCUGCUCAAUACAAUAUAAAGUGCCAUUUUGAAAAAUAUAAUCUUUUACUUCCUAAGAAGAAGGAAAUUGGUUAAGUUGGAUAAUUGAGUCGUUCAAAGCAACAGAGGUUAAAUGAGUGUUAAGCUGGAGAAGAAAAAGAAAAUUCAGUUUUGAGUUCUGAAAAUUAUCCUCAUCUCCAUCAGACGAGUGUAACUAAGCAAUGGUUGUCUUGUCUUUUUGUUCCUUGAAAGACAGCAAGCAUUCACUCUAUAAUGGCAGACAGACAAGUAGAACUGGGCAAAAAGAGAGAUGAUUCUAAUUUUAAUAAUGUAUAUAUUUAAUUUUUUUCUCUCGUAGUGUCAUCAGUGCUUUUCAUGGCCUUGUUUGGUGAGUUAAUAAUCAGAUUCUGCUUCAACAAAAAAAGAGAUGUCAGCAUCAGUCCACAAAGGAACUUGGUUACAUGAAAAUCAAAUAAUGUUAAGCAAAAAAAUUGUCUUCAGCUUAUUUAUUUUAUAAGCAUCCUUAAAAAUAACAUAAUUUUAUAAAUGCAUCUCAGUGACCGUAUAUUUUAAACUGUAGAUGAAACAAAUAAUUUAUAUCAAUCUAAGAGGGUAAUAGUCCAGUUAAAAGACAGUCAAUCCAAGAAAGAUUGAUGAUGGGCAGGUUAGAAUAACAGAAGAUCAAAAUUUAUUAUUUUUCUUAAAGUUAUGCCAGAAAGUCAUUUUGUCUUUGCCAUUCUCUUAUGCUUAUGCCCCAUUCACACCAACUAAACAGCAAGAGACCAGGCACUGCAGUCGGGGAAAAGGUGAAAAAAUUGGCAAGGGCGAAAAAAUCAGUGAUUAAAGUGAGCCGAGUGGUAGUUUUGGGAAGGGAAAGGGUGGCAGCGUUCCCCCUCCCCAGUCCCCCUUUCCACUUGCUUUGCUCGUUGAUUUUUCUUUGCUGUUUCAUCCCUGUUUUUUGCCUUUUUUCCCAGUGUGGAGCCUGCUCCCAGGCUUGGGUUAUAACUUGUUAUGGGUAGUUAUGCGUAUAUCUCCAUUGUUUAUUGUAAAUAAUUUGUGAAAGAGACAAAGAAGUUUAUAACUGUUUUAUUAGUAGCUGAUUGAUCAUUUUUAUUAAGUUAUUUACAAAUAAAAUG
Molecule: messenger RNA, 5268 nt
Organism: Porites lobata
Lineage: Eukaryota; Metazoa; Cnidaria; Anthozoa; Scleractinia; Poritidae
Source: the annotation of a GenBank genome assembly